UCAUUCGCGUUAGUGAGAGGAAGACUGUUGGAUUACACUCUUCUCCCUCCUCCUCCUCCUCCUCCUCCUCCUCCUCCUCCUCCUCCUCCUCCCUUCCGGAAGAGAGGAAGAAGGGAGGGGAUGGGGGUCCUCAUCGCCCCCUCACUUAUACUUAGAAAAAUUACGAUGAUUGGAUGGAAAAGUGUGAGAAUAACACGGGUGGCGCGCGGCGGGCGGUGUGGGCGUGGCGGGCUGGUGAUCCUGGUGACGGGCGCCCUCCUCUGCCUCCUCCUACACGCCCUCACGCCCCACCCACGCCCUCUGGAGCCGCGCCGCCCACUUAGGAGGAUACACCAGGAGGAGGAAGACUACAGUGGCGCCAGGAAUAGUUUCGCAGUGGCGGACACCCAACACGCCCACAUUAACCAGACAUCAGGCGCCCCCUCCUCCCAAAGCCACGCGCCGCCCCCGCCCGCCCCGCCCAGCUCCCCGCCGCCGCCGCCCGCCGCCGCCACGGAAACAAAGAAAAUUUUUCCUAAGCCGUCAGCCAGCCAGCACAGCGAGACACAGCAGCUGCAUAGAUCACAGCAGGCCGUGGCUCUGAGCGCCCUGGAAUUCGGCUACAAAUUGACGCAACAGCAGAAGAAAUUACUGCAAGAUUUGACGCCACAGGGAAGGAAAGAAUUAGAAGAGAGAACGGCCAAGACACGUUUGGCACAAGACCGCGUGUAUUUGACCCACCUACGGCACAAGGGUCAGAUCGUGGCGCGGCGAGGUGGAGGCGAAGAGAUCGUGUCCCUCGCGAAUCGCACUGUCAGAUUUCCCGUAUUACUCAAGAAGGUGCCGCUAAAUCUGUGGCCUGAGCAGUACCGUGUGUAUUAUAACCUAACCCAUUACCCAUGGGUGAAGAGCAGAGGCUGUGAAAAGUUUAGCACUGUGUUCAAAGCCCCAGGGUCGCUUCCCCCACGUGGGCUGGCUUCCUUCCCCUCCUCUGGGAACACAUGGGUCAGGUAUUUAAUUGAGGGUGCCACAGGAAUCUUCACUGGCUCCAUGUAUGACGACACCUCCUUAAUGAUGAAAGGCAUGUAUGGUGAGUGGGUGGUGCACGACUCCGGCAUGACAGUGGUGCAGAAAAGCCACGGGUUCACCACUGGGGAGGCCAUGACUCUGGACGCCAAACACAGGAUGGGCCACAACCACCUGGAGGAGCUGGGCCAUCGUGGGGUGGUGGUCAUCCGGAACCCCUUCAAGGCACUCAUCUCACACAGACACCUUGACGUUGGAGGUCACACGGGUUAUGCCCCCAAAGCUCACUUCCUAGGACAAGGCUGGGCGGAGUUCGUGAGGCUCAAAAUCCGACUUUGGCGCGACUUUUACGAGGACUGGCUGAGAUCGACCAACGCCAGCGCCAUUUACGUCACGCACUACGAACUACUUAAAGCCAAUCCUGUGCGAGAAAUGCAAGGGAUACUGAGCUACUUAAACCUCCCUCAAGACACUCAACGAUUAAAAUGCUUAGGGAGAAAUUCAGAUGGCUUAUUUAAACGCAAACCAAGGCGUAAUCUUGAGCUUGAUUUUGACCCCUUUACUGAGGAGCUAAGAGGGUUAAUAUACGAUGCCAUAGACGCUGUUGACAUUGCACUGAAAGAGAGAGGGAAGAAGGGACUGCCAGUUGACAUAUAUGAGGUGUAUGACAAGGCAGAGGCUGAGAUGAUGAAGAUAAGAAGUAGAGAUGGUGAUCCUUUUAAGACUUUUGGGUGAGUGUUGAAAAAUUAAGUUACUAAUUUGUGUUAGACUGGAAAUCUGACUUGGGCUAUGAAUAUUUGUGAAGUGGUGUGAAUUUUAGCCUG
Portunus trituberculatus (swimming crab) is the source of this 1829-nucleotide messenger RNA. RefSeq lists its product as uncharacterized. Gene Ontology annotation, molecular function: sulfotransferase activity. The transcript is spliced from 10 exons. The record is from RefSeq and is a predicted model, not a curated record. Bases 121 to 1740 code for a protein of 539 amino acids. NCBI's taxonomy places the organism in Eukaryota, Metazoa, Arthropoda, Malacostraca, Decapoda, Portunidae.